AUGACAACUCUCAACAUCCCUCCGCCCUCGAGAGCACAGGUCGACAAAGGCUACGGCGCAAACAGCUCCCCAUCCAAUCUAGGGGCUCACACAGUCGCGACCGACUUUGGUUCUGCACCUGGCGUCCCCUCUGCUUCGACAUUGUUGUCGCCGUCUGCUGCCCAGCCACAUUACUGCGGCAAGUUUAAUGAGGAGUGGGAUGCAAGCCAGCGAGGCAGCUCUCUCCUGGAAGGCGGCAACAGCAACAAUAAAAACACCAUGCAGCGCUCCGAUUCGGUCAUGUCGCAAGGCGAUACGUUAAUCCCUUCGCGCGGGGGAACCCUGAAGAAGAAGGCUUCCAUCCGCAAAAGUGGCUCUGUGAAGAGGAGUCCUAGUCGCAGAAGCCCCCAAGCUGGUAGCGUGCGCAGCUUAGCACAUCAGGCUUCGGGUGAAGUCGACGAGACAAAUAGUGCUUUUUACUCUCCGGUUCCCACUACUGGCAACCCUACGGAGAUCCUGGCAAACAGAUUCCAAGCUUGGCGCAAAGUCCUCAAGGAUCUGAUCACCUAUUUCCGAGAGGUACAAACAAGCUAUGACCACAGAACAAAGGCUCUCCUGAAGCUCUCUAAUAUAAUCAAUAAUACUUCGGUACAACCAAUGUUCAUGCCGUCUGGCGGGAUCGACGAUGCCAUGCAGGUUCUCCGAGACUACAACAAGACAGCCAUAGCUGAGGCCAACAAAUCCAAGGAAAUCGAGAAUGAUGUUAUCCUGGCUCUCACGGGCCUGAGAAGUGACUUGAACCAAAAAAUCAAGGAGAUCAAGGGUCUCUCGAGUGACUUCAAGAACUCAGUGGACAAGGAAAUGGUGAUUACUCGCAAAGUCGUCAACGAGCUUGCGGAAGGUCUGGGCCAGUCUGAUAUUGAUCCUGCGCAAAUGACAGGCAAGAAGGAUCCAUAUUUGUUGAGGCUUGCGGCCGACCGUCAAGUUGAGAAGCAGAUUGAUGAGGAGAAUUACUUGCACCAGGCUUAUCUGAACCUGGAAGCAUCCGGCAGAGAGCUGGAAGCCAUUGUUGUGGGCGAAAUUCAGAAGUCGUACAACGCCUUGGCUGGCAUCCUCAAGCGAGAGGGAGAUGCGGCCCACAGAACAGCAGAUGAGCUGCGAAAUGGUCCUAUCGCCAUGCCCAAGGAUCACGAGUGGAAUACCUUCGUCCAGAACAGUGACCAUUUUGUUGACCCGAGCAUCCCUAUUCGACAAGCCCAGGAUAUCCAGUAUCCCGGCCGAGAUCAUGAACUAGCUCAGGAAGUUCGUGCCGGAUUGUUGGAACGAAAGUCCAAGUAUUUGAAGAGCUACACGGCGGGCUGGUAUGUCCUUACGCCGACUCAUCUCCACGAGUACAAGUCUGCAGACAAGGCACAAGGCCCAAUCAUGUCUUUGUACCUUCCCGAGCAGAAGCUUGGCUCCCACUCGAACGAGAGCUCUUCUUCAAACAAAUUCAUGCUCAAGGGCCGUCAGACUGGUACAAUGCAUCGUGGCCACUCCUGGGUCUUCAGAGCAGAGAGCUAUGAUACGAUGAAUGCAUGGUACGAAGAUAUUCGAAUUCUUACCGAGAAAUCUCCCCAAGAACGUAGCGCUUUCGUUCGUCAGCACGCCCGAAGUGUCAGCGGAACAUCGCAGCGAGCUGGGUCCAUCAGCAGUGACGGAAUCAUGGACGAUGAGGAUGAAGAGCCAUUUUCUGCUCAGGCUUCGGCGAUUGUUAGCGCACCAAAGCAGGAUGAGCUGCCGAGACGUCCCGCGCCAGGUGGGCGUUUCCCAUCCGACAUUUCGUUAUCCAGAGGCUUACAGGCUCCUCUUUCCCCCUCUAGCGGAAGUUCCGGUUUCGAAGAUCAACAUGUAGUUGCUGCUGCAAGAACCCUUCCAGGGAGCAACGUUCAACAGUACGGUCAGGAGGGCGCGGCUUCGCCUACGCAUGCGGCAUACGUCGACCAACAGGCCCAGGAGGACGGCAUUAACCCUUACACGUCUCAGCGUAUGGGCCUGGACCAUGGUGGUCGUGAUAUGGGAGGAGUUACUGCUGCUGGACUUGGUGGCGCUGGAAUGGGAUCAUACCAACACCAUCAAAACGAGCAAGUCGCUAAGCUGCGCUCGGACGAGGAAGAGCAGGCCGCACGCGAAGCCGCUGUCAUUGCUGCACCCGAUGCUCAAGAGCAGGAACAGCGAGCUGUACGCGAAGCUGCCGUAAUUGCCGCCCCCGAUAGUUAUGAGCAGGAAUCCGCAGCACUAGCCGCCCGCGAAGCUACUCUUUACGCUGCUCCGGACACCCACCUGGGAUCAGCUCCAGCCGUCAAUGGAAGCGCGACUUUUGCUGACCAUGCGUACCCGGAAGCUACCACAACCAAGAGUGGUCAGACCAGUCCGAUCGAAGCUGCCGUUAGACCUUUGUCUGAUGACCCGCUUCCGAGGCCAUCACUUGCCGUGGAGCAAAAUCGUGAGAGUGUCAUGAGUGUGAGCCAGCUGCAUGUUCCCGGGAAAUAUCCCAAGGAAAAUGAGACACCUUUGAGCUUGGUUUGA
Molecule: messenger RNA, 2547 nt
Organism: Drepanopeziza brunnea f. sp. 'multigermtubi' MB_m1
Lineage: Eukaryota; Fungi; Ascomycota; Leotiomycetes; Helotiales; Drepanopezizaceae
Source: RefSeq, a predicted model, not a curated record